UUCGACUAAAAGUUUCAUCAAGUUUGAUCAAAAUAUACCUUCAAAUCUUGAUUUCUUUGUCAAUGCAUGGUUCCAUUUUGUUGGUAGCAUUGUUAGUGACUCACAUGAGAAGUACUUAGCUGAUGUACUAAUGGCGUCUUUUCUGCGAGUCAUUGUUCUGUCAUGGGCAUUUACUGUUGCGUGGUUUACACUGUGGAUGUUGAUGCUAUACUUGACGAAAGAGAUGAAGCUCAAGUUCACGGACGCAGCUGCAAUAGUAAACGUGUUUGCUGGUGUAUCAGCCGUUGGUCAUCUUGGCAUGCAGUUUCUUGUUGACUCCUUUAUUGGUCACUUCUGGAUGCUCUGCCUCUCUACUUUAGCUUUCAGUUUCGGCUUCGGUUUCUUGGCAAUAUCAGCGUCACCAAUACUUUCUGGUGGAGGAGAAAAGGGUUUGUUCUACGUAGCGUUAACUGUUAUAUCCGUUGGUAUAUUUGGACGGUCCAUCUCAUUGGGAGUGUUUACAGAAGACCAGCUAGAAGACAGUGUGAACAAGGGAAACCCGGAAAUGCUCACUAGCUUUGUCAUUGGAAACGUAGGGAACUUUGUAUUCCCUUUGCUUGCUGCUAUUGCGAUUCCUCAGAUAAGUCCGUGGUUCGUAAGAUUCGCCAUCCCAGCUUGCUGUGAGGUUAUAGUAAUGCUGGUUUUUCUGACCGGUGCUUAUUCAUACAAACGAGAAGAACCAGGUGGGAGCCCUUUGACGAUGGUUCUCCGGGUCUUUGCGGCUUCUGCUUCCAAAAUCUCUUGUGGAUACUCCAACAACUCAACCCAGCUCUAUGAACAUACCGAGUGUGAUCUUGAUAUGAAGCCCCACACAAAUAGCUUGAGGUUCUUGGACAGAGCUGCGAUGAUACUCCAAACCGAGCCCUUGGAGAAACAGAGGAAAAACAGAUGGAGGCUUUGUACGGUGACAGAAGUGGAGCAGACCAAAAGCGUAAUACGCACGUUUCCUUUGUUCACGACAUCUCUCAUUUCCGGGAUUGUCUUCUCCCUCGGUAACACAUUCUUCCUCGAACAAGCAAACAAUUUAGACUCAAAGUUCGGAUCAUGGAAUCUCCCUCUCCCACUCCUCUUACUAUUUAGUGAGGCUGCAAGGUUAGGAUCACGAGAACUAUGCGUCCGGGCUGCAAAACGCAACGGCCUUGACAUUGAAUCGCCAAAACAAACCAAAACGCCAUAUGGUAUACCAGUCUCCAUCAUCCUAUCGAUAUUCUGCUGCGCCAUUGCUGCACACGUUGAGUCCAGGAGGCUCAAAGUGGUUACAACUCAAGGGUUGGUACAUGAAACCGUCCCCAUGAGUGUUUUCUGGCUGCUCCCACAGUACAUUCUGCUCGGGACGAUCACUGGAAUCUACGAAAACAGCUUUGCGAUUUACCUAGAAGAAACAGUCACUCAAGAGUUGAGCCAAUACAUGGUUCUGUUUAACGUGGGCGUGUGCGGGGUCGGGAUCAUGAGCAACAUCGCUCUUGUUAGUGUAGUGGGAAGAGUAAGCGGGGGCAAAUGGUUUCAAGACACGUUAGAUAAGAGCCGGUUGGAUAAUUAUUACUGGGUGUUAACAGUUUUGAGCAUGUUCAAUCUCUUGUUAUAUUUCUCUGUCACUUAUAGGUACACUAUGUGCUACAAGAAAGAGGGUGCAACACAAGAAAAUGAUCGAUAAACAAUCGCUUUUUGUGUACUUGUUUGUUCCCAUGAUUUCAAUUGUAUGUACCGAUAGG
Molecule: messenger RNA, 1751 nt
Organism: Thlaspi arvense
Lineage: Eukaryota; Viridiplantae; Streptophyta; Magnoliopsida; Brassicales; Brassicaceae
Source: the annotation of a GenBank genome assembly